Messenger RNA from Aspergillus udagawae, 579 nucleotides. Its product is annotated as 3-hydroxyanthranilate 3,4-dioxygenase. Gene Ontology annotation, biological process: 'de novo' NAD+ biosynthetic process from L-tryptophan; quinolinate metabolic process. The coding region runs from base 1 to 579 and encodes 192 amino acids. The record is from RefSeq and is a predicted model, not a curated record. Gene Ontology annotation, cellular component: cytoplasm. NCBI's taxonomy places the organism in Eukaryota, Fungi, Ascomycota, Eurotiomycetes, Eurotiales, Aspergillaceae. Gene Ontology annotation, molecular function: iron ion binding; 3-hydroxyanthranilate 3,4-dioxygenase activity. The transcript has 2 exons.
AUGCUACCACCAUCUCUGAAUAUCCCGAAAUGGCUCGAAGAAAACUCUCAUCUCCUUCAACCGCCGGUAAAUAAUUACUGCGUCUACCACCCCUCCUCCCCCGCGACAGCCGGAUACACGGUCAUGAUCGUUGGGGGCCCAAAUGCCCGCACGGACUAUCACAUCAACUCGACCCCAGAAUUCUUCUAUCAGUAUCGAGGCUCCAUGCUUCUAAAGACAGCGGAUACAUCAGUCACUCCUCCUGUCUUCCAGGAUGUCCCCAUCCAUGAAGGAUCGAUCUUCCUGCUGCCCGCCAAUACCCCGCACUGCCCUGUCCGGUUCAAGGACACAGUCGGCGUGGUGAUGGAGCAGCCUCGGGCCAAAGACGCUGUCGAUACGAUGCUGUGGUUCUGCAAGAAGUGUGGGGACGUAGUCUGGGAGAAGCGGUUUGUUUGUACGGAUUUGGGGACACAGGUGAAGGAGGUGGUGGAGGAAUUUGCUGCCGAUCAGAAGAAACGGACUUGCAAGAAAUGCGGGACCAUUGCGGAAACGAGAUUUCAGGAAGGGGAGAUUGUACAGCCACCUAGAUUUUUAGAGUGA